AUGAGUCUCGGCAAAAGUCCUGCGUGGCAUGUGCCGAAGGGAAACGGCGCUGCGAUCGCCAUACUCCGCAGUGCUUACGUUGUGUCGCUCGCGGUCUCCACUGCAUCUGUCAACGCAUUGUCGUUUCAGGAACCCCAGCAGACGAGAGAUUCGCAAUCGUAUGAAAGCUUAUCGAAUCAUUCUAUUGAGAAAGAUGAUACUUUACCACUUGCCAUUGGUUACUGGUCUACCUCCAGUAAUUAUGGUGACAUUCCAGCCUCAUGGCUAAUCACCCACCCUCCCUUGAGAACUGCACCAUCACUACUUCCCACAGGUCACUUCCCGGAAACUGCCGUGCUUGAUAAGUGGGCUAUAAAUCAGCUUUUACGGGCCAUCAAAAACCUUCCAAAAACGUUUGCUCAUUUUCAGAAGACCCAUUUCAUUCAUAAUCGCUUAUAUGACGAAUAUCUGCCUGAAACAAUCCAAGACGCGUUUGCUGUUUCGACAGCCUACUUGACAAAAACAGUAGAGACUGAGGAUAUUAUGUUUCGUAUCCUCGGGUCCAAGUCUGCUAGUUGUGUGAAUCAAGAUCACCAAGAAAGCACACCACUAGAGCUUCUCGCGGCAAUUCAGGCGUUGAUGCUGUUCCAAAUCAUCCAACUAUUUGAUGGAGAUAUCCGCCAACGCUCAGUGGCGGAACAAAACAUGUUUACAUUAAGAGCCUGA
Penicillium macrosclerotiorum is the source of this 705-nucleotide messenger RNA. RefSeq lists its product as uncharacterized. Bases 1 to 705 code for a protein of 234 amino acids. The transcript has a single exon. Lineage: Eukaryota; Fungi; Ascomycota; Eurotiomycetes; Eurotiales; Aspergillaceae. The record is from RefSeq and is a predicted model, not a curated record.